Molecule: messenger RNA, 968 nt
Organism: Brachypodium distachyon (stiff brome)
Lineage: Eukaryota; Viridiplantae; Streptophyta; Magnoliopsida; Poales; Poaceae
Exons: 9
Coding region: 334-774 (146 amino acids)
Source: RefSeq, a predicted model, not a curated record
CUGUGCCGAUGGGCACUGUAUGGAUCUGACCGAGGUCUGACCGACAAGAUCGAGGAGGGAACGGGCUCGAUCAGCAUCUUCCAUUUUCGACGUGAGUAUCUCGACAAGUGUGUUUGGUCUUUGUACGAUGAGACUGAUGUGUAGAGCGUUUCCGACAGAGUAAGGUACCUGAUUUCCCCGUUAAGGAAGACGCUCCUGCGGUUGGUACCAAGUUUGUCAGAGUUGCAACCCUUUCUGUAGACGUGAAGAAAGAACUCGAAGACCCAGAUAGCAGGUAUAACUUUGGGUGGAGCCUUGGGAAGGAGAAACUCGAUACAUUCAAAGGGUCCUAUUAUGCCAACCCAAUUUUGGAUUUCCCUACUACAGAUGAUGAGCUUGUGUCCAUCAUGCUGCUGGCCGAAUAUAUGGCCAGUUGAUCAUCUUCCUGAGCUCGAAACAGCAUUUAUAGAUCUUGGAAAGCUAAUGCUUGAAGUUGACUUGAUGUUGGCUCACCAUUGUGAUCUCUAUGUGCAAGCAUCUAUUGCUGCAAAAACACGAGUAACCAGUGGAACACCACAACAGAAAAGCGGUGAGAUGUGGCGGCGGCGCAACCUUCGGGAUGGGAGCGGUGAUGGCCUCUGCAGUCCACGAGAUGCUUUGCAGGCUUAUCUUCGAGGGUCUGCGGCCUGCGGGCCGGGGCUUGUGGGUGCGGCGCUGGCUUGGCCGGCAACACUGCCGCCGGGCGGCUCUGCGCUCAUGCGGAAGGCAACACAAGGGCGGGCCAUGCAGAGAUAGCUUGGUGGCGACUGGUGAGUCAGCGCCGACAGCAAUCUAUGAAUCUAGGUUGCAAGGUUAGGAAGGUAGAGUGGCAUGGUGAUGAUGUCAGUAUCUAUGUGUGAGAACAACCAAUCUAGAAUUUUCCUUCUCAUGAACAGGCAUGACUCAUGUUAUCAGCUAUGUUUCUGUCUGUAUAUCUAAUUAAGAAAAAA